CCAAGAUCCAGAAACCUGAUGAACCGGUUGCCCCGCCCAUCCUCUCACCUCGCACUGUUGCUGGUUUCGAUCUUCAGACUAGGUCUCCGCCGCUGAGCCGAGUUUGGAUCUCAUGAGUAGAGCCGAAAGCAAAUGAAGCUGUAAAAUGUCCAAUCCGAGUAAAGUUCCAAGAAGUUUUGAUGGAAGCCGGUCUUCCAAUAGACCACAUCGAGAGAGGAGACCUAGAGACCGGCCCCAUACUGAAAGUAACCAUUCUGGUAGGCGUAGCAGGGAAGACCCAAGAGACAAUCGCCAAAGCAAACCUUCAAGAGAACCAUAUCCUUCCAGUGAAAGACAUUCACGUGAUCCAGCAGAGGAUUCUUACUCCAGACCACCCACUGCAAGAGGAACACCAUCUCAACCAAACAGUAGACCAUCUUCUUCAGCACCUCCCUUUUAUAGCUCAGUUUCACAAGCUAACACUCCACCCAAAGAAUCCUUUGGGACAAAGUGCUCAUAUUUAUGCUCCAGAAGAGGAUUGUUGCAGAUGCUUGAAAUCAUUCUCAACCUGGUGGUACUGAUCUGUGCUGCAGCAACCCAAAGUGCUUCUGCAGGCUUCGCUAGUAUUGGAGGCUUCGGGAGUGCCUAUUAUUACAACAUGGGUUAUGCCAACAGUGGAUUUCUAAAUCACGAAGUACAGCAGAUCGGUCAACUAGAUGUAGAGUACAACGUGAUGAAGUCGGCCACUGUGUACUGUGCAGUAGGGCUUAGUGUUCUGCUGCUUGCUUUUUCCAUGGCCUUUCUUAUCGUCGGAUGUGUAUUGCAAUACAACAGGUCCUCAGUGCUGCACAGCAAAUACUUACCCUUCUUGAUUAUGGAAUGUGUAGUAAAGGCUCUUGCAGCGGUUGCUUACCUCGUAGGAGUGGCAUUGUAUCUUCACUUCAUUUUUAAAAUUAAUGCCACGGAUGUGUGCAAACAGAGAGAAUCACUCUACAAUCGACAUGGAUACAGCUCAGUGAAAUGUGCCAUACUGGGUACAGAAGUUGCUGUUUCCAUCUUUGCUGUGAUGUUAGUAAUUGUUUACAUUGCUAGUCUGGUGUUUGGAGUUUUGGCUUAUCGAGAGAUACAAGCUGCUCAGUCGGAACAUACAAAAUCUCUGGCCACCUCUGCUAUCUGGAGACAUGCUACACCCUCAGAGAUACAGCCAAUGAAAUCUUAACAUUCUAUAUACAUAAGUUCAAAAUUAAGGUGACAUUUUCAUAAUACAACAAAACAAGAUUUAAAGCCUAAUUUUAGGCUUCAGGAUUUUGGAUUCUUAACACUAGUUUAAAACUCAUGGACUGCCAUGUCAUGAGGAGCCUGUAAUCCAAUAUUUUUGUGCAAAAAAUUCUGUCCUUGAAUAUGGAAAAGUAUAAUCCCGAGGCAUUCAGCAUCUGCAAAUUGGUUAACUUUGGUCUUUGGGAGAUGGCAAUUGAUACUUGGGUUUUAAAUAAUGUCUUUGUUUAGGUUCUUGGGUAUCACCUGCAGACUUGAUUUUUUUUUGUUUAAAAAAGAAAAUGUUAAACCUGAACAGUUUUGGCAUAUUAAAUGGCAGAAGGGCAAUGUUGAGAUGGAAAUGUGAGAGUCGGAAGGGAAAGCAAAGAAUAUGUACAGUAAUUAGAAUGUAUUUUCCUCACACUCAUGAAUACUGGCCACAGGAAAAUUUAGAUGUUUUUUCAUCAGUUAUUAUUUUUACAUGAGGUUCUUUUUGUCUAAAUCAGGAGUGUCAAAACUGGAUCUACAUGGUAGUCCUGGAUUACUUCCUUGGCAUUUGGGAUGUGCCACAAUCAGCAUUUUCCAAAUGUAGCUCCUGCCAAAUGCACACUAAAUCCCUUGUCUUCAGGCAUUACUGGCAGCUACCCAAAAUGAGAAUUAAAUGUGCUGAGUUCGGCAUCUAUUUUGGGACCUUAUUGUGUAAAGCAUGAUAAGUUUGGUAACACACAGACUGUGCAAGCUCCAUCCACUGUGGGGUCAUGAAGAUGAUCGAGGAGCUGCGGACCAGCAGUUCCGGUCCACCCAUUGGCUUCCCCACCCUUGCUCAAUGAGUCCAGGUUCAUGAGCUGUCUUUCUCGGACUUGGAUGGACAACUCAUGGACCAUCUUAUGGUGGUCUUCAAAGAGUGGGAAGGAAAUUUUUGUUGCUGGAGUAGAAAAUCAGAAGUUUGGUCUAUGCAGCUGAAAAGUGCUUGGAUAAGUUUCACCACAGCAGCUGAGGCAUUUAAACUGUGUUAAUUAAAUAAAUAUUGUUAUCUAUUGCUGGUAUUGUUAAUGGUGACCAUGAGCUUUCCUUUAUUGUAAUAAAACCACAGUGAUCCACAAGUAUCCUUUAGGAGAGGAAAUCUACCAUUCCUGCUCUGUCUGCCCUAUUUCUGACUUUCACCCUUUAUUGCAGCAUGGUUGAUUUUUAACUGCCUUCUGACGUGGCCACUCUGAGUCCUCGUAUCUCUCCAAUGAAUGCAGUUUCACUCAACACUUUCCAAUAUGUGGAGCAUGGUGUAUUCAGGAAUGUCCAUUGCAGAUCCACAAUAUUGCUGCCUGCCACUGCCAGGCUGUACUUGGCUCAUUUGCAACACUUUCCCUGUUAUGUGGAAAUAGAGCCUCCUGCUCCCCAUGCACAGCAAUGUACCUCUUUGACACUCUGUUUCCCAUUCCCACCCCCCAAUUCAAAACCUUAAUAUUAACGAACAUUGGAAAUUUAACCAGAGAAAAGUUCUCAUUUUCACUCACCAUAAGAGGCAGCUCCUCUCUGGAGUGCUGCUGUCAAUCACUGUGUUGCUUCUGCUCUCAUCUCUGACAGAAAUACUUAACCACACGGUCACUCUCUUCUCCAAAAUUUUAUUUUUUGGUGCUCCAACACUUCUAAUUUUUGCCCUGAGCUCUCGCUUUUCCUCUGCACAAACUCCAAUAUUCUUUUCCUCCUCCAAGAUCCCUUAUCAAACCAAGUUUCUAUCACCCUCUCCUCCAUUGCCCUCACCCCCUGUAACACUCAUCAAUGUUUCUUCCUUUGUCAGAAGCGGUGGCGGAGGCCUGUUUUAGUACAGGAUAGGCUGUUCACUUGACACCCAGGUCCAAAUGGUUGAUAAUGUUGUCAUCCUGAUUAAUUUCCACAACUGCGUUCAUUAAUCCUGGGUGUUUGCAAUUAGUGGCCAUUUGUAUUGGCAUUUUUUAACUUGUGCACCAGCGUUUUUAAACAGUACUGUAAGGUGGCAAAGAUGGCGUUGGAAUCAAUUCAUACUAAGAUUCUAUUUCUUUACUCCCCAUAUCUUGUGAAAUUACCUGCCAGUUUAUCAGGUGUGCUAUAUUGAAAUACUGAAGUUCAGUUUAUGUUGGUGACAGCAGAAAGUGGUACACUUCAAUGGAUUACUUUGUAGGUAGAUAGAAUUAGGGUGUUCUGUUGAUCCAACCAAGUGUAAUGGCAGUUAAUGUCAUGAAAUUAGUACAUUAGGUCUUGUCCUCCCUACUUUUAAACUGAAUAUAUUGUACAUGGUAGAUGACUCCGGAAAGUUGUAAUUUUGCUAUUCAAGUGAUUGUUAUGAAUCAAACAAAUUAACUUUCAAAUUUAAUAGUUUAAAUAUGAAGUUAUGUUCAAAUGUUGUGUUUGUAAAAGCUGCUGCUUUAUUUAGGCUAAGGAGGUUAGAAUUUUUCAAGGAGCUAAGUUACAAAGUUAGAUAUGACCUAUUGAUGCAAUCUUUGUAUUGGUUGGUCAGAGUGUUUGCAAUAAAUUUUGAGGCAUUGAAUAGAAGGGUAGACUUGUGAAAGUACCCUUUGUAUCUGUCAGUCUUAUCAUUGUCCACCUAAUGAAGUGAUGGCAUUAACCUGGCUGCCUUGUUUUUUUUGUGUUACUUCUAAAAUGCAAAUUGCGAUUUGCAUUGUAUCCACAACAUUUUGCAUCAUCUGAAGUAGCAGAGAAUUCUUGAUAUAUUAAGCAAUGUGCUUUGAAAUCUCUGGUACGUGAAAGCUGUGCCAGGCACGUCAAGGUGUUUCUCCUGCGGCAGGUGCUGCAUAACUGAUUAACUGUACAGCCAAACUAACUGAACUGGGAUAUAAUUGACAUAAUAAUACUGUACAGAUAAGAACAUAGAACACUACAGCGCAGUACAGGCCCUUCGGCCCACAGUGUUGUGCCGACAUUUUAUCCUGCUCUAAGAUCUAUCUAACCCUUCCCUCCCACAUAGAAAAAUAGGGUGCUAUCAUUCAUGUGUCAGAGAUUUGAUGAGAUCACUUUAAUUUUUGUAGUCCGUCAUUGGAUCCCCACUGCCUUAACUGUGAUUGUAUAUAUAUUUUUGCAGUUCAACUUCCUUCAAGGCAAAAUGCAUAAUUUCCAAUUUAAUUACAUAUUGGAACCCUUUAUAACUAUUAUUACUUUAAGAAAUCUGAUAUUUCACUUUAUGCCUUGAGCAAUUGCUGUGACACUUUUGAACAUUAAACAUAGAGCUGAAGGAAAUUUAUUGUAAAACCAGAGAUGUAGAUUUAUUUUUAAAAAAAACAUGUGUAUAAUGGAAUUAAAGCUCCUGUCUCAAUUGAAAAUAAAUUUAAUAAGUUAAAUUUUUGGGCACGGUAGUGUAGUGGUUAGCGCGAUGCUAUUACAGCGCCAGCAUCGAGGUUCGAUUCCCGUCACUGUCUGUAAGGAGUUUGUAUGUUCUCCCGUGUCUGGGUGCUCCGGUUUCCUCCCACAUUGCAAAGACGUAAGGGUAGGUUAAUUUGGGUUUAAAAUGGGUGGUGUGGACUCUUUGGGCCAGAAGGGCCUGUUACCACGCUGUAAAUAAAAUUUAAAAAAAAGAUCUUUUGAAACUGAAAGUCUCCCUUUAUAAAACACUCAUAAGAAUAUAAGAAAUUGCUCUUUGCAAACCAACAUGUAGAAAAUGAUUCAGGAUAAUUUGUUAGGUGUAGGUUUACUGGUGAAUUACCAGGAUGUAACUCAGGCAUGUAUUUCUGUUUAGCUUAGCCCGAGAACAAAAUGUGAUUAGUUUACCAAACUCUUGAGAUGGAUUACCAAUUCAAAGUUGAUAUUUACUGUUUUGUUUACAUUCUUUAGUUUUAUUUGAAAAAAGUUGUAAUAUGACAAUUAUACUGAAAUACUUUGUAUGGGCUCUUUGGAAUUUAUUUUGUAAUACUUUAUGAAGGUUUUGUGAUGUAUUUAUGUAAAGGAAAUAUUUUGGAAAUUGACUCUUUCUCUAAUGGAAACAUUUAACAUAGCUGUUUAGAGUUUAGUUACAUUGGCCAUUAUAUACUUUUGUCUUAUUCUUAAAUGUAUUUCCGGAUUGUGUGGGAAGAAUAUAACAAACAUGCUGCUUAAUGCCAAUCUAGAGAUUUUGGGACUUUAUUUGAAAAGUAAAAGUUUCAGACGUGAACUCUAAAUAAAACUUAUGGAAUAAAUAAAAUUAGAAACUACUUCCUUCAUGGAAAUGUACAAACAGCAUUCGGGUUGGGAGGCAUGGGUGAUGGUGUGAGAGAGGGAGGCUGUGAUAGGAUUUUGGUUUUCUUCCCUGAUUCUGCAAAUAACAAAGUUUCAACUUUAGAGGAAGCUUGGAGGGAUUUUUUAAAAUUAAAUGUCAUUAAAUGUUGGCAAGCACAGCAUUUAUUGCUGAUCCAAAACUGUCCUUGAAGGUGGUGGUAUCCACCUCCUUGUUCCUCUUUAGUCCUUCCUGGUGAAUCUUUUGCACAGUGUCAUGGAGGGAGCUCCAGGAUUUAGACUUGGUGACAAUGAAGGAGUGGCAAUAUAUUUCCGAGACAGGAUGGCAUGCUAGUCAAAUGGACUGCUUCGUCCUGAUGUCAAACGUCUUGAGUAAUGUUGAAGCUGCAUUCAUCCAGAGAAGUGGAGGGAAUUCCAUUACACCCCUAACUUGUGCCUUUGGGUUGGCUUUUUAAAUGGAUCAUUGAGGAAUGUUUGAGGCCUUAGAUAUUUUAAGAAAGGUGUUGUAAGGCGAAAGGAGGAAAAAUAGAUGAAUAAGAAAUGAAAGUAUGGCUGUGAAUACUGAAUAAUGUCUUUGAGAUUGAUGCUGUUUUGUUUUUGAAAUUAGACCAGUAGAAUUCAAUUAUGUUACAACUUGUAUUGUUUAAAAUAUGAUAUUAUACAUAUUUUUACAUUAUACAUUUCUAUAAUGCUCUGAAGCUUUCUCAUUAAAGAAGUUCUUAAUGACUGGAGUGGUUCACGGUGGAAAUGUUUUUCUGCUGAAUACAUUGUUACAUUUAUAUUGCUUGUAAUUUUAUUUAUCCAAGAUGAAAGUGGAAGGCACAGCACAGGGAUAAGAACUGCUUACAUUAUUAAUUAAUGGAAAAACAACUUCAGUGAUGACGGUUUACAAAUAGUUGUUCAAGUCACGAUAUUUAGCUCGAGCAAAAGAAUUAGUUUUGAACUAACAGGAGCAAUCUCUGUGUGCACUUCUAUGCUGCAGAGGACUCCAAGACCUUCCUCGAAUAUCAUUCUUGGACCAAUUGUAUUUAAUUAAAACCCAUCAACAGAUGCAGUAUUUUAUUAAUACUUGAUGGCAUCUUUCAAUAUCAGAGUUUACUUAAAUCUACAUGUUUCCAUCUGGCUGUGGUUUUGUUAUUAUAAGUUGCUAUAAUGGUUUUGCAGGGUCAAAGGGAAAGAAAUUCAUGGUGUGAGUUUGUUAUUAACAAUUGGUUUUCCACAGGCUUUAUUAAAGAUUGCUGAAGCUCCAGAAUCUCAUAUCUUGGUUUACACAAGACUCAUUUUAGUGGCACUCUGACAUUGGAGUGUAUAGUAAUACAGAGGAAACUGUGACAAAAUAUAGGGAGGCAUGAAAAAAGUUGCAGAAUGGAUAUGCGGUUGGCAAAUGAAUGUCAAUAUAGAUAAAGGUGAAGUCUGCAUUUGGCAGGAAGAAUGGGACCUUAAAUACCUCCUGAAUGAGGGGUUUGGGUCAAUGUGCUGGGUGGAACAGUGAAACUAACUUAAGUUUACUCAAAACACUGAAGGUGCUUUUUGAAGCUAAAAUAUUGUAUGCUGUAUCUUCAUAAUUUGUAAUAAAUGGAUUCAGUUACAGUACACUUUAAGACAUUUAUACUCUUCAAAAACUGUAGAUUAUAUAUUAUGUACAAUUAUAGAAUAUUGUUAGAUUUUUUAAACUUAUUUUUAAAGAACAUUUUUCUGUGUAAAGAAAAUAUGGCAUCUAGGUUUUAGGAAAUGUGUGAUUUUUAUUUUCAUAGUGAACAAUCCUUGUUGGACUUUUCAUAUGAAAAAAAACAAGUCCAAGGUGUUCUGUAACCAUGAAAUGUGAUGAUAUAAUAUGUAUAUAAAAAUGUUUUUCUUUCAUUAAUGCAAUGUUUUGGGUAUGAAUGGGGAA
This is a messenger RNA of Pristis pectinata (smalltooth sawfish), 7321 nucleotides long. Its product is annotated as MARVEL domain-containing protein 3-like. The record is from RefSeq and is a predicted model, not a curated record. NCBI's taxonomy places the organism in Eukaryota, Metazoa, Chordata, Chondrichthyes, Rhinopristiformes, Pristidae. The transcript has 4 exons. Gene Ontology annotation, cellular component: membrane. Bases 146 to 1198 code for a protein of 350 amino acids.